Psilocybe cubensis is the source of this 1311-nucleotide messenger RNA. RefSeq lists its product as uncharacterized. The record is from RefSeq and is a predicted model, not a curated record. NCBI's taxonomy places the organism in Eukaryota, Fungi, Basidiomycota, Agaricomycetes, Agaricales, Agrocybaceae. Bases 1 to 1311 code for a protein of 436 amino acids. The transcript has 7 exons.
AUGAAUCUCGGAACUGAAAUACCAGCUUCUCAGACUGCUAUAUAUCUCAGGACACUUCCAGCCAUCCGAGAACGAUGUGGUCGCAUCCACGCACUAGCGCAAGAAGGUAAACUGGAGUACUUUGAAUACCAUCCAGAGAAGGAGGUUGAAGUCGCCCGGUUCUGUGUACAGCUCAUGAAGAGAGACUACGGGGACAACUAUGCCAGCAUUAAUCCCCAUGGCCGUUGGAGGCAUCUUGACUCGGGAGCGGAACGCAUAAAGCCUCUGAUUGAGAAAUGGGCAGCGCACUCAACCAACACAGCUGACAUCAAGGAACAAGCUCGAAGGACAAUUGACUUAUUUGUUGUUUCGGUUCUACUAGAUGCCGGUGCUGGAAAUGCCUGGUCAUACAAAGAGUCAAGUACUGGCCUCACUUUUUCAAGAUCCGAAGGUCUGGGUGUCGCAAGUGUUCACAUGUUUGAGUCGGGGAUAUUCUCAAGCGACCCGGAACAGCCAUACAAAGUAGACGCUAUUGGCCUCGAGAAAGUGACCGCGGAGAAUACCGCCGCUGCAAUGCAAGUGAGCGUAUCUAACCCGAUGGUUGGAAUUGAAGGCCGUGCAUCUCUCUUGGUUAAUCUCGGGAAAGCACUCAAAUCUAGUCCUGAAUUCUUCGGUGCAGAUGGAAGACCAGGCAAUAUUAUUGAUUUUCUCGAGAAAGAGUCUAAACUCGAUGGCGAAAUUCGUGUAGUUCCAAUCGCUGCCUUAUGGCAGGCUUUGGUGGACGGCCUGAAUCCAAUCUGGCCCUCACGUAUCUCCCUCGCUGGAGUUUCUUUAGGGGAUGUUUGGCCUUGUCCAUCCCUCAAGGCUUCGAUUGCCAACCCUCAAGAAGGAGACGACCUCGUCCCAUUCCAUAAACUCACAAUGUGGUUGACGUAUAGUUUAGUGGAGGUAUUAGAAAAAAUCCUCAAAUGGCACCUAUCCGGUCUAGAAGACAUGACAGGACUUCCGGAAUACAGGAAUGGAGGACUGCUCGUCGAUCUUGGUGUCUUGACACUCAAACCAAAUGCACUCCCGAAGGAUCCCAAGUCAGGACUCCCGCAUGCCCUGCCCACUCAUCCAGCCAUUGUUGAAUGGAGAGCCAUGACGGUCAUUGAGCUUGAUCGCAUCGCCGAUCUUAUCCGCACAGAACUUGGGCUCGUAGCGUCCCAGCUUUCCCUGGCUCAAGUACUCGAGGCAGCGACAUGGAAGGGUGGCCGUGAAAUUGCCAAAGUCAAGCGACCAGAUACCGGUGGACCUCCCAUCGAAAUCGUCAGCGAUGGAACCAUAUUCUGA